UUUGUGAGACACACGUAUUGGUGCAUUUUGUUGAUUCUUUAACUAUAAUUAUUACAAUCAAACCUCAUUUUCUUUUAAAAGAAUGUGUCAAAUUUGAUUCAAUAUAAAUUAUGUAUUUAAUUUUAAAAAAAAUACUAAGUUAUUACGUUAGUGUUUAAUGUAGCAUAAGUGUUGUGUGUUUUUAUAAUAGUUUAAUAAAUGGUACUGAAGUGAUAAGGAAUUAGGUAAUCAUGACUGAAGAAAACCAAGAUAUGAGUGCAACAACUAAAUUAAGUAAAAGCCGUGAAGCGAACUGGCCUGUUGUACUGUUCUUAAUUCAUAUACAUUUACUAUCACUGUACGGCCUGUGGCUUCUUUUCUUUGAAGUGAAAUGGAAAACAGUAAUAUUUUUACUAUUUCUUACCUCAAUCGCUAUUCUCGGAACGACGACUGGAGCCCACCGUCUAUGGGCACACAGAACGUACAAGGCGAGCACAAUGCUGCGUGUUCUACUUAUACUAUGUCAAACAAUGGCCGGAAUGGGCUCAAUAUACGACUGGGUUCAAUAUCACAGACUUCAUCACCAACUUUUCGCUACUGAAGAUGAUCCUUGCGAUUACAACAAAGGUUUUCUUUACGGACACAUAAUCACACGUAUGAGAAAAUUGAGCCCCCACCAAGAAAAAGUGAGAGAAUCAAUAGAUAUGUCUGACCUUGAAAAAGAUACUAUUGUUAUGUUCCAAAAAUCAUUUUACUGGGUUUUGUAUGGCAUAUUGUUCAUUUUACUGCCACUAAAUGCCCCUCUCGAGUACUGGGAUGACACCGUGUUGAGCGCUACAUUUGUUAUUGGAUUUUUACGUUAUGGCAUUACGAUUCACGCCACGUGGCUUAUAGAGAGUGCUAUAUCCGUAUGGGGACUGAAGCCCGGCGAAAAAUCGCCUCCAGAUUCAAACUCUGUAUUUAUAUUAAAUAAAUCUUUCUGGCCGCACUACCACUACCUGAUACCGUGCGAUUAUAAGUCAGGAGAAUACGGUACUUAUGAUGCAGGAUGUUCGACCUCGUUCAUCCGUGUAUGGGCUGCAUUGGGACUAGCUACGGAAUUAAAAACUGUAGAAACACCGUCCAUACAGAUUGCGUUAGCAAAAGCUGCAAAGACUAAACUACCAAUAAAGACGUGUUUGGACCAAGCCGUUGCAGAACAAAAGUUAUCAGAAGAUCACUACCUCAAAAGAGGAUAAUUAAUACUUUGCUAUUACAUUAGCAAAAUAAUAAACUCCUUUUAAUAAAUAUCGAAUAAUAA
Galleria mellonella (greater wax moth) is the source of this 1279-nucleotide messenger RNA. RefSeq names its product acyl-CoA Delta-9 desaturase (gene BmorPDSN). Gene Ontology annotation, biological process: unsaturated fatty acid biosynthetic process. Gene Ontology annotation, cellular component: endoplasmic reticulum membrane. The transcript has 7 exons. Bases 231 to 1217 code for a protein of 328 amino acids. Gene Ontology annotation, molecular function: stearoyl-CoA 9-desaturase activity; iron ion binding. NCBI's taxonomy places the organism in Eukaryota, Metazoa, Arthropoda, Insecta, Lepidoptera, Pyralidae. The record is from RefSeq and is a predicted model, not a curated record.